Messenger RNA from Drosophila ananassae, 6437 nucleotides. RefSeq lists its product as uncharacterized. The transcript is spliced from 3 exons. The coding region runs from base 165 to 6344 and encodes 2059 amino acids. The record is from RefSeq and is a predicted model, not a curated record. NCBI's taxonomy places the organism in Eukaryota, Metazoa, Arthropoda, Insecta, Diptera, Drosophilidae.
UUGAUAUUGGCAACAAAAAAAACAAUUGCCAAGCCUACGUUUUAAGCUUUUUUAUUCUUCACAUUUGACACACAUUCCAAAUCCGUAAAUUUUUCGGCAAAGACUACACUAUGGUAGAUUAAAAGCCGAGAUUCUUGGAACGAGUGCGAGGGAUUGAGAGCAAGAUGGCCCCCAAGGAUUACUCUACGUACCUGAUGCUCGAGCGCAUGAACGAAGAGAACAACACCCAGAAACUGAUACGGCUGUACCGAUCCAACGAGUGCCUCUGGAAUCCCCAGUCAUCAGGUUAUCACAGUCCGUCCGUUAAGGAUAAUGCUUGGCGGCGGAUAACUCGGCUGAUGGACAGCGGACUAACUCCCGACCAGGUGAAGCUUCAGGUACUAGCUCUUCGCAAUUACUACGACAAGGAGUGCACCGCCAUACGGAAGAGCCAGCUGGAGGGCUAUAGCUAUCUCCCUCGUCAUGCGUACUUCGAGGAUCUACAUUUCUUGAAAGGCCCGGAGGGACCAACUGAUUUAAAUGGGGGUAAUGGGGUCCUGGAGGAUGAUUUUAUGCUAGAGGACGAAAGGAAGAUAUGUAAAAAUUCAGAGGAAACAAUCUGCCAAGGAACAGCGUCAUUACACCCCUGCUUGAGCGACAACAAUGAUAAUUUUACCUACUACAAGCUGGUCCUAGAGCCCGAGCAACCAUCAAUAGCAGUCCCAAACGAGGAUGUUGUCGUGGGCCAGUUAGGACGAUCGGCUUCCGGAAAUGAUCGCUGGUAUCCCACCUCCUAUUGCCUGAGAUGUUGUGAGAAUAAGGGGGGAAGAGUGAGUCUCUGCGAAUCGUGCUGUGGACGAGGAAAAAGGUUUUGUCCGGCGAAAGAGAGCGGAAACUCUCUGGGCGAGGAAAGUAGUUAUAACUCGGGUGGGAGGACCCAAUCGAGAAAUCAAUAUGACGAUGACUCCUAUUCAUCUCCACGCACUAGUCAGCCGCGUCAGAAUUUUCGGCCACAGUACCAAAAAUCCCAAUCACCAAGUCCGAGAUAUCAGUGUGAUUCCAGAUGCACAAUCGCAAACUCACAAUCGCAGAGUAAUAGAAAUCAGGAGAGCUCCCGUGACUGUGUAUGCGGUGAAGGUGCCUAUGUGGACAUGGGAAAUUUAGGUGCCAAUGAGUCCGACGGCUCGGACAACUGGCCCAGUCCCCGUCUGUGUGGCCAACGGCGUCCCAAGUUCAAGCCUCGAUAUCGCUAUGUGGUAACGGAUCACGGCCUAAAGGAGUGUUGUGGUGGCUCCUGGAAGCGCAACAAUGAAGCAAUGUGCCGGCGACUGCAGGCUCAACUGGACAAGCAAUCUAACAAUCAAUCAAAUAAUCAAUCAAAUAAAUGUUGCUGCCCGAAUCAGAAUUCGGGCCGUGAAAGUAAUCGAAAUUUUCGCUACCAGUCGGGCGAGGAUGAGUUGAAUGUGAUGUUGCUGAAGAAUAACUGCCCAAGACGACGUCCCCAGGCCAUCAAUUGUCAGUGUCCAGUUCAUUCAGAGCCCUAUAACAAUAAUCCGCCUCCCCAGGAUCCGGUACGAUACCAUGAAAAUCAGCCAAACGGGCAGCCACGUAGUGAGAAUCCACAAAUGCAAGCUCCGGAGCGGUAUAACAACGAUCAGACGAACUUUAUGGUCUAUCCGUGCGGUUGCCAAUAUGACAGCUUCCGCCAACAAGCCGAUGAUCCGCCCAAUGUGCCCAAUUACUACCAACAGAACCAACAGUACGAACCGGGGCCAACGAGCUAUCCGGUCCCAGCCUUGCCGAACACAACCGCACAAAUGGAUGAGUUCGGAGAUAUGUGUGUGCCCUGCCACUUACUGAACGAUUUCGAUCCCUCCACUCUUCCGCCACAAGCACGGGUGUACUGCUUCUCCACCGAGAACCCAGAAAGUUGGCGACAGGACAUGAAUUACGGACCACCGGGUCAAAAUGUAUGCGAGGAGUGCAAGAGACAAAAUAAGUACUGUGCUGGAACCUGUCCUUUAAAUCAACCGACUAGCGAUGAUCGAUCAGAGUCGGUAUAUGAUUCAUAUAAUGCGCCUUGCUACUGCGAUGGAAGAGGUCCUGGUAAUGGAAGUGCUUAUUCGCAAGACUCCCGUCAGGUAGCCAAUCAAAACAUUCCACCUAAUUAUCAAGAGGACGUACCUCAAAUAAAUAAUAUGCCGGAAGAGGAAUAUAGGUCACUGGAUGGUCGUCAGAGAGCAGACUUUGGAGAAUCCUCUGACGAAAGAGGCAAAGGUCGUCCAUAUCCUAGGAGGAAAGAAGACUUUGACGAAGAGCCUCCGGUGAGAACGCAGCGCUCCAAUGACAACUCAGCGCGAAUGGGUCCAUUCCUUCGGGAAAGCUGUUGCAGCGAAGCCGCCUGUUGUAAUCUCCGUAAUGAAGAUGCCCAACGCCCAAAAGCACCGCGCAAUGAUGAAGAUUCCUUUACUCAAUAUGAGUCAGCAAAUUCUGAUUACUCGAAUUCAAGGCGGAACAAAAGAAAGGAGGCGCCGGUUGAUAAUCCAGAUCCAAACUUGAAAUUAUAUUCUUUGGCUACGGACGAUUCGCAAUUUGGGACGUAUUGUGAAGAAUGUUCCAAUUUCCGUCGUAAUGAAGACUAUCGAGAUAAUAGGAAGGCGAGACCUCCUCCAUACGAUCGUAACAACCAGGAUGAGAGACGGGACAGCACAGGUUCAAGAUCAAAGGGUCCCGAUGAUCGCAAUUACCAGGACGGGAACCGAGCAAGCAUGAGUUCCAGAUCGAAAGAUCAAGAAGAUUCUCCUCCAUCGGUCUGUGAAUGUACAGAUAAAAAACCACGAUCCAAAGCUCGAUCUCAAGAAGAUCGGGACUAUCAGGAAGAGAAAAGAGAUAGCGUGAGUUCCAGAUCAAAAGGUCAAGACGAUCGAAGCUACCCGGACGGGAACCGAGCCAGCGUAAGCUCCAGAUCAAAAGGUCCAGAUGUUCCUUCUUCGCCAGACAAUGAAUCUGACAACAAAAAAUCUCCACCCAAGGCACGGCCUCCAGAAGAUCGUAAUUACCAGGAAGAGAGAAGAGAAAGCACAGCUUCCAGAUCAAAAGGUCCAGACGAUCGGAGAGACCAGGAUGGGAAACGAGGGAGCGCAAGUUCCAGAUCCAAUGCUGCGGAAAAGCCUCCGCCGCCUGACUAUGAAUCUGAGAAUAGGUCUCCGGACGUUAAAAAGAUGCCAAAGGAAGAUUCCGAUACAAUGGAUGAAAAACCAAAGCGGAGAUCUAAAAACAAUUAUGAGGAUCAGAAGGAGCAACCCGAGGACCAGUACGAAGACAACUGCAUCGAUGAAAACUGUCCAAAAAUGGGAGCUAGGAACAGGCAACGAAAUGAACAAAAUAUCAACAAAGGAGAUGACUAUUGCAAUAUUGAAAUGUGUCCAAGACCACAACAAUGUCCUUAUUUGAAAGGAGGUAGUGGACGGAAAUUUAACCAAGAGGCCUCUAAUGAGGAUGAUCAAAGUAGGAGUUAUGACUUUGAACGCCAGUCGCCUAGACAACAAAAGGAUCGCAGGCGUCAAAAUGAUUGCAACAAUUGCACCGACGAUACAUGUCCUUACGGAGAAGAUGAAAAUAGGAAUUAUUCGAAUGAACGCAGCACCAGACAGCGGCAGACAGGAUGCAACAAUUGCACCAACGAUACAUGUCCUUACGAGGAGAAUAAAAGAGCUCCAGAUGAACGCAGCAACAGACGUAAGAUGCAAUGCAACAAUUGCAACGACGAUACAUGUCCUUACGAGGAGAAUAAAAGAGCUCCAGAUGAACGCCGCAACAGACGUAAGAUGCAAUGCAACAAUUGCAACGACGAUACAUGUCCUUACGGAAAUGAAAAUAAGGGAAAGGGACGGGAUUAUUCAGAAGAACGUAGCACCAGACGUCAGAAGGGAUGCAACAAUUGCACCAACGAGACAUGUCCUUACGAAGAGGAUGAAAAUGGAGAUUAUUCAGACGAACGCCCCACCUCAAGACAGAAAAAGAAUCGUAGAAAUAAUGGUCGGACGAAUGAUGAAAACGACACAUAUCCUUAUAGAGAUGAAGAGGAGAAGGGUUAUUCCAAUGGACGCCGCACAUCACGAUCGCAGAAGAAUCGUAAAAAUCGACCGGAUGACACUACAGACACAUAUCCUGAAGAUGAUGAUGAAAACAAAAACUAUUCUCCAGAACGACGACAAAAAGGACGUUCUAAUCGAGAGGUGGACUGCAAUAAGGACACAUGUAAAUACAAAAAUAAGGACUCAUCAAAACAGAAAGAUAGCUCGAGAAGAGAUUCCGACAAGAGUCGAGGGGCGGAUGAAGUCUUUUGCAAUGACGAAACAUGUAAGUACAAAAAGAAUGAUUCAUCGAAGAGCACCAAGGGCGAAAGCACCAGGAGGGAUUCCAGUGACUCCUACAAGGAUGCUCCAACCGAUGGCGACAAGAAAAGUUCCAGAAGAUCCAGAAGUAAUUCACCUUCAAAGAACCCACGCUGCCCACCCAGAAAUAAGUCUGCCGAGAAAAGGAAGAAAGCGGCGAACUCUAAAAAUUCCAAAUAUGACGAUAGUUCUCGCGACUGGGAUAGAAACCGGGAGGAAAGAUCUGACAGAUAUCAGGUAGACUCUCGUAACAGUGCAGAACGAUCCGGAAGAUUUUUAAACUACCAUAUAGCGAGCAAUGAGGAUGACUACUACUCCGAUGAUUAUGGAAGAAACAAUUACAAUGAUAGGAACUUAGUCGAUUGUAAUUGCAGUGCAGAACGUAUGGAUACUUCGCCCAGAAGAAAUGGAAAUGGACGGUCGCAGAGAUCGGCCCCACCCCGAAAUGACAAUAGAAGAAAGAUGGACGACUAUGACUACGAUGACGAUUAUGAUGACAAUGAUAGGACUUAUAAUAGAAAUAAGAAUUCGAAGCCAGCUCCACCAAAAUCAACGAAGGCGAGGGGAACAGAUCCAUACCCAUCUGAAUACGAGUGUCGGUGCAGCGAUAAGGAAUUUUGCCAAAGAAAGACAAAGAACGGUAAGGGCCAAGGGCCAAAGGACGAUCAAAGCCCGAAACCCAUAGACACUGGGGAGCCGAAAGACACGCAACCGGCAGAUAAUGAAAAUGAUGAUGAUAAGCCCCAGAAAACUGAAGAAAAUGAGAGAACUGUGUGUGAAUGUCAUUCCGAUUCCGACGAAAAAAUCAAAGCGGAAGAACCAGUAGCAGAUGACUCUGUGAAGCGACCUUCGGCUGGAAAUGUAUUGAUUACUUCGAAAAGUCCUUUCCUAUCAAGUAUCAAGAAGGCCCUUCCCCUUGGUCUGACCAUACUCUCUCCGAUUUGCAUACAAAAUAGGCAGUUUGAAGUGGUCGAGAACUUCCCCAUUCAAGACCUGACCAGUCUCAUGGAGCAAGUACAGGAAUUUAGAUCACCCUCCCAGGACUCGACUAGAAAUUCCCUGCCUGUGAAGAAAAAGGCUACAUAUCACUAUAAUGGACCAUCAACAUCUUUUGCCAAAUCUUCCAAAGCAAGCUCCAAUCGUGGAGCACCGAUAGCUCCAAAAUCCCCGAUGGGGGAGACGACCAAGCGACGAGGGGCUGGAAGUCCGCAGGGCAGACAUAUGACCCCUUUAGGCAUCCGGCGCCCAACCUUCCGGAAGCAGGAAUCUACCAAGGACUCUGCCAAUAGCAAGUUUCUCUUUGACAUAAACUCGGAACAAUAUUACAUUUGCAAAUUACAGGACGACGGUAGCGCCAAGCAGUACCUCAUUCUCAUGCCGAAGGAGGCGAUUGGAGGACCCGACGGCCCCCGGGAGGUCCCAGGACAGAGUUCUGCCAAGGACCGGCACUACUGCCAUCGGCAGAGUUCCGGCUUCCAGAGCGUGUCCUGGGCCCAUCCGGGGUCCACGAACCAAUCGCAAGAGUCCCAGCAAUCUAAGAGAUUAGAACCGGGCGAGUGCCAUCCCAUAUUUCCAACAAUUGAAUGGAUCAAGAACCACUUAGCCGCUGCGGUGAUGGAUCCCAUUGUGGAUACCAAAAAAGGCAUUCCCACGCGAAAGUUGCGCCGCAAAGUUGUAACGAAGCUGCUGUCAUCGAAGUCUCGAAAAGCCUCCCAAAAGGCCAAUACCAAGGGGACUGACGAUAACCGGGCCCUUCUGGUUGCCCACAAAGUCAUCUGCCAAGGAGAAAUGGAGAAGACCGACCAACAAGUAGUUGUCCUGCAUCCUCCAGUGGCAGACUUCCGGCCAUCGAGAUACUCAUUCGAUAAGGACAUGGCUCCCGACAGCGCAGCCUCUCCGGGACCAAAGCCCCUGGCCAAGAAGGCGCCCAAGCCACCCGCCAAGCCCAAGCGAACAGUCCUCCGGUGACAAAUCCAUAGCUGUUAUGUCUUCACACUUACUUCCCUGGCCGCAUGGCCAACGAUUCAUAUAAAGUAACAGCCACCAACCGAAGCCUCUGGA